Messenger RNA from Monoraphidium neglectum, 741 nucleotides. RefSeq lists its product as hypothetical. NCBI's taxonomy places the organism in Eukaryota, Viridiplantae, Chlorophyta, Chlorophyceae, Sphaeropleales, Selenastraceae. The record is from RefSeq and is a predicted model, not a curated record. The transcript has 6 exons. Bases 1 to 741 code for a protein of 246 amino acids.
AUGCGCAGCGGAGACGCCAAGCGAGGCGGGCCGUACAUCGACGCCCGCAAGUUCCCCCUGCACAACGCCACAGCCGAGUGGAACUUUGCGGGCAUGAAGGCUGCGAUUGCAAAGGGCGCCGACGUGAACCAGCGGGAGGCGCACGGCCUCACGCCCCUCCAAGUCGCCCUGAUGACAACCAGCGAGCCUUACUGGCACCCCUACACUGAAGAGGUGUACCACGCCGUCAAGCUGCUGCUGGACGCCAAGGCUGACCCCAGAAUCCCCUUCGCCCCACCCACCUCAGAGCGCGCCAGCCCCCCGCUGCUCUGGCCCGCGUACGACGGCCGUGACGACCUGGUGACAAUGAUGCUCAAGGCUGGGGCCGACCCAAAUGGCAAGGCCAAGGAUGGCACGACGCCCCUGCACCAGACGGCGAAAUGCGACUUCAGGCUGUCGUGGGACCCCCGCGCGGCCGCCACCGCGGAGGUGCUGCUGGCGUGGGGCGCCGACCUGGGGGCCAGAGACGCCUCCGGCAAGACGCCUUUCGGGUUGACGCCGGGCUACCCAAAGUGCGAGGGCAAGUACAGCGACGAGAGCGACUGCCCAAAGGUGUGCCGCGUGCUGCGCGACGGCGUGCCCAACGCGGACAAGGCGGCCAUCAAGGCCGGCAGGAAGCCGGACGACGCUUCCAGGAAGGCGCCCAGGUGCUGCGGUGACGCCGACCCCAACGGCCUUGAGUUCAGCCAGUGCUGCGUCUGA